CUGAUCAUGUCAAAGUAAUAUGUUGUCAAGAUCAUAACCGACGUAUGCCAAUUCCCAUUGCCAAGGAAGACUCAAGCAUACAAUUCAUCACAAAUCCUAAUGAUUUAUUCUACCUAAAAUCCCAGUGUCCAUGACCAGCAACCCAAAGAAUAUGUACAGUCUCACUGCUCCUGCUAUUCGUUUCUUUAAGAUUGUUACCUCAACAAAUAUUCAAGAUGGAACCCUUAGAAUUCCAAAUGCUUUCACUGAGAAAUAUAUCGGUGAUUUAUCAAAGCCAAUGUUUCUCAAGACUCCCGAUGUCAAAGAAUGGGAAAUACAUUUGACUAAAAAGGAUGGUGAUAUUUGGAUUCAAAGGGGUUGGAAGGAAUUUGCUACACAUUAUUCAUUAGAUCAUGGUCACAUGGUGCUGUUUCAAUAUCAGAAAACCUCUCAUUUUGAGGUUUACAUUUUUGACAAGAGUACUUUUGAAAUCGAAUAUCGUGUUGAUGGUAAUAAUCAACAUGAACAGAGCAAUCCAAUUGAAAUUUUGGAUGAGCAACCUUCUUACAAGAAGAGUAGACCAAAAUCACAAAUUUCAAGUUCUCAACCACUUAAGAAAUUGAGAAUUGACGCAAGUGAAGAUGUUGGAACAAGCUCCAAAUCGCAAAACAUUCCUAAACUUGUCCAAGUUAAAGAAGAGAUUGAUUCUACCACUAAAUGCCUGAAUGUGAAGCAUGGUCAAGAGCAGAGGAAUUCAACUGCUAAAAUUGUUGAAGCUUUAAACAAAGCAAAAAACUAUGAAUCUAACAAUCCCUUUUUCACUGCUAUCAUGACAUAUUCUUAUGUUAAUCAAUACAUGCAUGUCCCUUUAAAUUUUGAACAAAAGUAUUUGAAGGAACAGCAAAGCGAAAUCGCCCUUCAGGUCUUGGAUGAUGAGAGAACAUGGAUUGUUAAAUAUUGUCUGAGAAAAAUGAGUAACGGAUGGAAAACAUUUGUAUCUGACAAUAAUUUGAAAUUGGGAGAUGUUUGCCUUUUUGAGAUGAUCAAUAGCAAAUCCUAUGCUUUUAAAGUACUAAUUUUUCGAGUCGACGAAGAACAACAUUCCCUUCCACCACAAGUUCAUGGAGAUGGAGUUAACUGGUUAGAAACUGCAGGAAUCACAGAAGUUAAAAGUAAAACUAUUAUGUCAUAUAAAGGAACGAAGGAAACUCAAAGAAACUCACUGCAGGCUAGGCCAUGCUCCUUCAAAAAUUCUGAAGCUAAGAAAGAAGCCAAUCAAUUCACAUCCACUUUGGAAAAACCAAAUUUCACUAUCAAUUUGAGAUCAAGUCAUUGGGAUGUUUACAGACCACGUGUACGAAAUUCAUUCUCGAGCAAGUACUUGGGUCCCAAAAAGAAGACUGCAAUGUUACAGUUUGAGGAAAAAUUGUGGCCUGUACAAUUGAUGUAUUAUCCAUCCGAACCAGCAACAAAGUUGGGUGAAGGUUGGAGUCUGUUUGUAGAAGAAAAUAAAUUGCAGGCUGGAGAUGUAUGUGUUUUUGUGCUUGCCAACAAGGAAGAUGUUGUGCUUGAUGUUCAUAUUUUUAGAGGACGCAGUUAGGCAACCAAUUGGGAGAUGUUAUUACCGCAAUUAUGCAAAGAUUUAUUACUUACAUACCAAUGCAACAGAUAAAAUUGACCUUUUAUGGUAUUUAUUAGUCCCAAAUCUAGAAGAUAGUUCAUAGGUUUGAAUACUUUUGGCUACAGGUUCACAAUACCUACAUUUUCCAAAUACUAGUAUGCAUUAUGUUGCUUGUAUAUUCAGUUUAUUUUCUAUUUACUCUUGUGACAUUGUUAUUUUCUUGGAUAAUACAAUCAAAUAUAUUCAAAGAUGGCGCAAAAUCUGCGCACAUG
Messenger RNA from Medicago truncatula (barrel medic), 1872 nucleotides. RefSeq names its product B3 domain-containing transcription factor VRN1. Bases 131 to 1579 code for a protein of 482 amino acids. The transcript is spliced from 7 exons. The record is from RefSeq and is a predicted model, not a curated record. NCBI's taxonomy places the organism in Eukaryota, Viridiplantae, Streptophyta, Magnoliopsida, Fabales, Fabaceae. Gene Ontology annotation, molecular function: DNA binding.